GGGUUUUAAUACAAGUACUCUGGACCCACCUUCUUCAGCACGCUUUAUCGUCGGUAGCUCGAGCUCGUCAUCAUUCUUAACGGCGAGCACCAUGGUCGUUUCUUCAGUUGCAGAGAAUGUGUUUGGAACCCUGGGCACGGUUUGUUGGACCAUUCAGCUCAUACCUCAGAUAUGGAAGACGUAUAGGAGCAAGUCUGCGGAAGGCUUAUCACCUUUGUUUGUCUUUCUUUGGGCCGUAUCUGGCCCUUUUUUGGGAGUCUAUGUUAUCGUGCAGAACCUCAACAUCCCUCUUAUACUACAACCUCAACUAUUUAGUGCUCUCUCUCUUGUCUCUUGGUGCCAAUGUUUGUAUUACAACCGUAAAUGCUCGCGUACGGUGUGCAUUAUGUUAUUCGUGGCUGUUGCCGCUAUUAUGGCAGGUUUCCAAACUGGUAUGGUUUUUGCAGUUAGGUCCGUUUACCAUGAUGGUACAGGAAACGAUGCUGCGUUGCGGUUCUUCGGCAUAUUCAGUGCCGUCAUCAUUGCGCUCGCUUUACUUCCUCAAUACUACGAGAUCUACAAACAUAGAGAGGUCAUUGGAAUAUCAACUAUGUUCAUGGCCAUCGACCUUUUAGGAGGUGUAUUUUCCGACCUUUCACUUGUCUUCAAGUCAAAUUUCGAUGUUAUCGCAGGUGUCACGUACUCUGUUGUUAUCGUUAUGGAUGGUCUGGUUAUCAUUUCUGCCUUGAUCCUCAACCCUCGUGCACACAGAAGACGAAUGUAUGAAUCCACGAUAGCAUCCGAAUCAGCAACGAAUUCUACCCCGGCAAUGAUAGAAACGGCUUCAGGUGCUAGCAGGUACACUGGAGCUACCCCUAGAGAAGUUUAGAGUAACCACCAUGGAAGAGUAUAUCCUCGAUAAAAGGGAUUUAUCAUUAUAGCCUUGGUGUCCAAUGCAUCAAAAUCAAUUAGGUACCAAUGCCACCAACUCUACUAACACUUUAUCAUUGUUCCACAUGACUACUUGAGCUUUCAAUCCCAUCACUGUCUUUACUACUCAUCCACUGUGAUUCUCAUCAUCCUGGACUGAAUUCAUUUGUGCUCUGCUGUUCAGCACUGCUUGUUCCUCAGCGCAUGCAAUACAUUGGUCUCUAAUCCAGCAAUUCUAGCCCAGGCCCUACUCCAUACCUGACCUCCACAUGAUUUCUCCUACCUAUGAUUGUAGUAUCAUACAAUACCUCACUAGUUUACUUGUGCACAUGGAACUGUGUACUUAAUCUGAAUAUCAACCUCCACUUUCAUCAGGAAAAA
Messenger RNA from Serpula lacrymans var. lacrymans S7.9, 1290 nucleotides. RefSeq lists its product as uncharacterized. The record is from RefSeq and is a predicted model, not a curated record. Bases 92 to 868 code for a protein of 258 amino acids. NCBI's taxonomy places the organism in Eukaryota, Fungi, Basidiomycota, Agaricomycetes, Boletales, Serpulaceae. The transcript has 7 exons.